CAGCGAGUUCAACUCGGGUAGCUUCAUACAGGUUGUGGAAUACUUACCUUCUCUGCUGAGCUAAGGGUUGUCAUUCUCCGGGAUUUAAUUUAAAAUUGACGGCCAGACAGAGGACUAAGCGGGUGGUGAACAGUAGUGCUGCUGGUCAAGGCAAGUAUGUUAUAAGAGUUGUUAUUUUUCGACGUUACAGUGCUGACCCAGUGAUUACGCAGCAUGCAGCAACAAAAGAGGACGUCAACACCCCAAAUUAAUGUAACCUCCAACCACAACAGUUAUUUCUGGUACUCCUUAAGGGAUUCUGCCUUCUGUUAAACAAAGGCAUAGACUCGAAAAGACAGAAUGGCUGCACUGCGUCGUCUGAGGCAGUGCCACCCCACAGGCAUCGCUCUCUCCAAAUUUCACACGAGCAGCCAUGCUUCUGCAAAACAGCACUACAAAAUGCUCGUUCUCGGAGGAGGAAGUGGAGGCAUUACAAUGAGUGCACGAAUGAAGAGGAUGUUGGGAGCUGGGAAUGUGGCUGUUGUGGAGCCCAGUGAGAUGCACUAUUAUCAGCCUAUAUGGACCCUGGUUGGUGCCGGUGCAAAAACGUUGACCUCGUCAGGUCGGUCCACUGCAAGUGUUAUGCCGUCUGGUGUGAAGUGGGUGAAAUCUAAAGUUCAGGAAAUAAACCCAGACAAAAAUACCGUCCUCACAGACGAUGGGACUGAAAUCUCCUAUGAUUAUUUGAUUGUGGCGCUUGGCUUACAACUCCAUUUUGAUAAGAUCAAAGGACUGCCAGAAGGAUUUGAACAUCCAAAGAUUGGAUCAAACUACUCGGUCGAAACUGUGGGCAAAACUUGGAAAGCUCUGCAGGACUUCAAAGAGGGAAACGCUGUGUUCACUUUCCCAAACACUCCUGUUAAAUGUGCAGGAGCUCCACAGAAGAUCAUGUAUCUAACAGAUGCCUAUCUCAGAAAGACUGGUAAAAGAGCAAAGGCCAACAUCAUUUACAACACAUCGCUCCCUGUGCUCUUUGGGAUCAAGAAAUAUGCUGACUCAUUGUGGGACAUUGUGAAACAGCGUGACCUACAAAUUAAUGUGAGGCAAAACUUGAUCGAAGUGAGAGCAGAUAAGCAAGAAGCUGUGUUUGAAAAUCUUGACAAACCGGGCGAAACCAAAGUGUUUCAGUAUGAAAUGCUUCACGUCACGCCGCCAAUGGGACCCAAUCUGGUGGUUAAAGGCAGUCAGCUGGCAGAUGAAGUUGGCUGGUUGGACGUCAACAAAGACAACCUCCAACAUAAGAAGUAUCCCAAUGUGUUUGGGAUUGGAGACUGUACAAACCUGCCCACAGCAAAAACAGGAGCUGCUGUCGCUGCACAGUCUGCUAUUCUGAACAGAACCAUCAGCAGAGUACUGAAAAAUGAGAAGCCAGACAGAACGUAUGAUGGCUACACCUCGUGUCCAUUGGUCACAAGUUACAACACAGUGAUCCUGGCAGAGUUUGACUACAACGGACAACCACUGGAAACAUUCCCUGUGAACCAAGCAAAAGAGAGCAGAAUCAUGUACCACAUGAAGGCUGAUGUGAUGCCUCACCUCUACUGGCACGGGCUGCUACGGGGCUUUUGGGGUGGACCAGCACCAUACAGGAAAAUCCUUCACCUCGGGAUGAAAUGAUACCAUCCAUUUUCAGGUUGAUACUUACAUUUCCUUCAGGGAAAGAAGUAGCACAUUAUCUUUGUCACUAUAUAAAAGGGUUGACACUUAGGAGCUACUACUUCUUUGGCCUCAACCUCAUGACUAAUCGUAACAAGUGUGAUCGAGUUAUCAUGCAUGUUUAAAUAUCUAGGUUUAAUCGACCCUGCAGCAAGUAGCUCCCUGUAAUAAGAAUUAUAUCUGAAUCUAUGUAGCUUUUUAGCUGCUAAUUGGAUGAUGUUUGGUUCAUUUGGUAGAGCUUAAAAUGUAAGGAUUGCUGGAUUGACCACCCCAGUUAUCCAACCAGCAAUGACAUUUUUAUAUAAGAUAACAAAGGUUUUACAGUUAGUCCCAAUGUCCAAAAGCGGAAUAGGGUUAACCAAGCUCUUCCAGGGUCAUGUAACCUCUUGCUGCACGUUAUAUAAGUUAAUGUUGCCUACCUAGAUCCAAGAAACUGACCCUUAAAAUGUUCACAUUAUAAAUUAACAGUUCAAAAUGCUGACAUUUUGGGGAAAUUACAUGAUCAUUUUUUUUUUCAGGAUAUUGGAGGUAUACUCAACUCUACAGCUGCAAUAUUUUUUGUUGACAGCAAUCAUAUCUCACAUUAUGGAGAAAAAAUGUGAGUUGUAUAUUGGUGAAAGUAUGCCAUUUUUCAAUUUCAUACAGUCUUCAGGUUGUCUGUGAAAAUAUGUUUUUCACAGUUCUACAUUUUGUUUGUUUUUUGUGCUUCAAACAUUUUAAUGAGGGAUUGUCUUCGGGAAUGACCAUUGCCAAACAAAUGACAAGUGUUUUUGUCAGAACAUAUUGUGAAAGAUAAUGCAAGUGAUUAAAUAAGCUGUAAUCCAAUUGGUGGUUAUACAGUCAUUGCUAAGUCCAUUAUUGUAUUAGGAUUAAUUGAUAUUUUGAUCAUUAAAAUCAACGUGUUUACAUAUAAACCCACUUUAAUCGAAAAAAAGAAAAAUAAAUAACAAUACAAAAAUCCUAAA
Messenger RNA from Eleginops maclovinus (Patagonian blennie), 2660 nucleotides. It is a transcript of the gene sqor, whose product is annotated as sulfide quinone oxidoreductase. The transcript has 10 exons. NCBI's taxonomy places the organism in Eukaryota, Metazoa, Chordata, Actinopteri, Perciformes, Eleginopidae. Gene Ontology annotation, cellular component: mitochondrion. Bases 340 to 1656 code for a protein of 438 amino acids. Gene Ontology annotation, molecular function: FAD binding; sulfide:quinone oxidoreductase activity. The record is from RefSeq and is a predicted model, not a curated record.